This is a messenger RNA of Lethenteron reissneri (Far Eastern brook lamprey), 3300 nucleotides long. It is a transcript of the gene SNX15, whose product is annotated as sorting nexin 15. The record is from RefSeq and is a predicted model, not a curated record. NCBI's taxonomy places the organism in Eukaryota, Metazoa, Chordata, Hyperoartia, Petromyzontiformes, Petromyzontidae. Gene Ontology annotation, molecular function: phosphatidylinositol binding.
CUUCGCGUGCCCCACGUCCCCUUAUCCAGGGACCUGUCGAUGUUUCUCGUGUCCCUUCGUCCCCGUGUCGUCCUGUCUCUGUGUAUCUGUGUAUAUGUGUGUCUGUGUGUCCGUGUCACUGAGGAAGUCCGAGGGGCCCCGUGUCUGCACGUCCCGUGUCACUGAGGAAGUCCCCGUGUCACUGAGGAAGUCCCCGUGUCUGCACGUCCCGUGUCUCCAAGUGAGUCCCCGUGUCUCCGGGUCCCCGGGUCCCCGUGUCACUGAGGAAGUCCCCGUGUCUGCACGUCCCGUGUCUCCAAGUGAGUCCCCGUGUCUCCGGGUCCCCGGGUCCCCGUGUCACUGAGGAAGUCCCCGUGUCUGCACGUCCCGUGUCUCCAAGUGAGUCCCCGUGUCUCCGGGUCCCCGUGUCACUGAGGAAGUCCCCGUGUCCCCGCGGGAGGGUGACCGACCCCCCGUGCUCUGCUGAAGCCUCCGCAUCGCUGAGGCAGCCGCCGCCACCGCCGCGGGAUAAAGAACAAGAAGAAGAGGACGAAGAGGCGCUGAUCGCGAUGCCGCACCGAGGGGCAGAGAAGGAGCCUCUCAGCCGCUUCUACUCCGUGUCCGAGCCGCGGCUGCACGAGCGCGGCCACACGGAGUACAAAGUCACGGCGCGGAUUGUGCCCAGGAAACAUCCAGAGAAGAUUUCAGAGACCGUGGUUUGGAGGCGCUACAGCGACUUCAAGAAGUUGCACCGCGACCUGGCCUACAUCCACCGCAACCUCUUCCGCCGCUCAGAGGAGUUUCCUGCUUUUGCGAAGCCCACAAUAUUUGGUCGCUUCGAGGCGGCCGUGCUCGAGGAGCGGCGCGCGAGUGCCGAGAUGCUGCUGCGCUUCGCUGCCACCGUGCCGGCGCUCUACAACAGCCAGCAGCUCAAGGACUUCCUGGAGGGAGGCCAUAGCUAUGAGUUAGGAGAAUCUGCUUCUCUGCCAUCUCUGCCCGAACCGCUGCUGCCUUUACCCGGCAUCGAUUCCCCGCCAUCCACUCCGCCGCUGCCUGCCAACACCACCAUGCCACCUGUACUCCAGCCCUCACACAGUGCGUCAUCAGCUGUUAACCAGCCUCAAGUUGCAGAUGAGGACUUGGAUCUGCUGGAUGGCCUCACCUCCAGGCUGUCUGUGAGCGGAGUAGAAGAUUGUGUCAUCUCCACGGAUCUAUGUCUAGACGAGGCGGGACCUCCAUAUGACACAGCCCCAGUCAUGACCACACUAGAUAUGAAGAUUGAGGCACCAGGAGAGGGACAGGGCCUGCAUGAAGAAGAGAAGAUGGAGGACGCCCAGGGGCAAUACAAAGGGGGUAGAGGCAUGGACGAGAGAGAAAGUGAGAACGAAAGUGAGAACAAAAGUGAGAAGAGUGAGGAUGUUGGUGCUAGGGAUCCCAGCUUGGCCUCUAUUCCUGUGGCUGGACUUUCCCAACAUGAGUUGGAGUUGUUUGACCCCUGUGCCAAGUCAGAGGAGGACGGAGAUUGGUUUGCUGAGCUGCUCGAAGAUGACGUCCUACACGGCGUUUAGAUUUCGCCAAACGGCACAUCACUUCUGACUAUGCACGGAUGUGACUUCAUUCCAGUGAACAAGCCUUGCCUUUCAAGGACUACAUAAAGGCUUGGAUUAGUUCACUUUCUUCUGAUUGGCCAGCAUUCUACACACUGGUUAGAUGAACAUUUAAAGGCAUGUGGUGCACAAUGUGAGUGUCACCAGCAUUGCAACCAGUGCAUGCAGGAUGUCUAAAAACAACAGCCAAAUGAGUGAUGCUUCUGUAAAGAAAUGGUGACGAGGAAUUCCUUGCGGUGGGGACUUUUGAGAGAUGUGGACCGGGGUGCGCGCUGCUGGUCUCUGCUGGUCUCUGCUGAACCUGCCCAGAUGCUGGGCACCAGUGCAAGGCCAGGAGAUCAAAGAAGACGACCUCCUUGGCUCGAUGUUGAUGUGUUCCUCGCGUUCUGCUGCUUCUCGUGCUCGCUGUCCAUACACUGUGGCAUGACAAGUUAGCACAACCAAAAAGCCCUUGGUACUGAUGGCUCCAUGAUGAAUCUCUGGUUAGGAGAAUAUGGAGAGUAUGAGACUUAAGUGACUGCAUUGGGCAGGGUUGCUGGUUCUUACUCUUUUGUUUUUUCGGUAAAGUCACGUAGGUAAUGUUACCUACGUGACUUUACCGAAAAAAACAAAGUACGAAUCCUUGCAGUCACGAAAGCUUCAAAUCUAGAAUUGCUGAUUCUUGCCGAGUGCUUGAAGCCACUGGAGUGCGAGGUGUACGUCAGCCAGGUGUUUUCCAUUUUGUCUUUAAAGCUGCUAAAACUCGUAUGUAUGCACGGAAAAUAGUGCUGAGCAAACUGAAUAAACACAGUACAGUGACAGUGCAUAAGAGCACCGCACGGAGGAAGUGGCUGGCGCUUGUGUGUGACGUGGACAAGGCGGUGAAAAGUCGUGGUGACUGUUAAGCAGCACUGCAAGACGCAUCACGGAAUUAAAAUCAUGGUUAUUUACGUGCGUCCCGCGGGGUUUCACACACUAAUUGUAUAAAAGUGCACUGGGUUGUCCCGUGUAGUAGCCGUACCCUGUGUUUAGUUUGUUAUCCUCCCCGCGCACCUCCGAUUAGCACAGUUUUGGCUGCGUACUUUGCCAAAAAAGUUCAACAUACAAUACACUAGGGUGAAGAUAAAUAAUUUAAAUUCAAUACACUUUUCCUGAUUAAAAGAUUACAAUCUGCUCCUGGGCAAGUGCUAGGUGGAUUGCUGCAUCUCAGAAUCGUGAGAGAUGCGGACGGCUUGGGAAGGCCUUCAUCCAGCAGUGGAUUGGUCGUGGAUGAUCAUGGUGAAAUAACCAAGUGAAAACAAGGUUGAUAAACUGACGAUACAUGUAGGUGGGAAACCACUGGCUCACACGUGCAUACUGUAUCCUGCAUUUCGGAGAAUUGUUGAAGGUGGACUGAGACGACAAUAUUGCAAUGUUCAACUAAAGGGGUGAAGGAAACGCCCCCGCGUUAUGUUGAGUAGCGGGUACUGUGGGAAGCAUGUGGUGUGCCGUGGCGUUUCGAGAUAGACGUGCACGUACACUCGCGUCCUGUUUUACGUGCAGUUUUAGGGAUUUUCCACACCAUCGGGUGUAUGCUAAUGUGAUAUUGAUGUUGCGUGUGUGGGACGUGUGGCGUUUCGAGCGUGGGUUACGUGGAGCAGUCAUCCGUGCGUGACCCCACACGGCUCCUCCCCAGCUGAUGUGCCGGGUUCACGCCGUUCUUGCCCGUGCACUUCAAUAAAGUACACAGCUGUUA